This is a messenger RNA of Caenorhabditis auriculariae, 1819 nucleotides long. Lineage: Eukaryota; Metazoa; Nematoda; Chromadorea; Rhabditida; Rhabditidae. The record is from the annotation of a GenBank genome assembly.
AUGGACUCCGCGGAUUCAGUCUCUUCGGUUUCUCGAUAUCGCCUUACUCCUAGCCUGAGCCAAAGUUUGUUUGCUAAAAAAAGAUAUUUUUUUAAUUUGAAGUUGAAAUUUCAUUUAACUGUGAAUAAUUUUUGUUAUAAACACUGAUGAAUCUCUAGGAAAAACAUUUUUAUUUUGAUUAACUUUCCCCAGUAAUGUUAUAUGACGUCAGGAUUGCAGACAGAGCCAUUCCCUCUUACUGUCGCCGGAUUACUGUAGGCAGGCGCCUGCGUAAUUAUUCAUUGAACAGUUUAUUCUUUUCUAUAUCAAUCGAUGAUGAGGAAUUGAUUAUAGUGUGUCAAAAAUCCUUGCUCAGGUAUUUUAAAUCAUAGAUUCCUCAAAUGAGCCCCAUACACUGAAAACCUGGACAUUUGUCAUUGUUCUUUUGAAAAUCGGAAAAACUUUAAAAGAAGAUUAUUGAAAAACAAAAAUUGCUUCAACGUUUGAGCAUUAUGCUUCAAACGGCAAAAUUGAAUUGAAUUUUUUCAGUGACGGAUGAUUUUUCGGGCUUCAAAGACCCGCCCAACUUCCACGCGUCUCUCUGUGCCCUUCUCACUUUUGCCAGUAUCGGUCGGAUCCUGCCUCGAAAUCUGUAAAAUGCGGACACUUUCAGUGUUUUUGUGUUCAAUGUUGCCGAGUCAAGUCUGCGGCCUUGUUUCGUUUGCCGCCGUCUGCAUCAUGUGCCAGUGGUUCAGACGGCAUGGUCUGAAACUCACUCGACGCGAGGUCUGAAAGAUUUUCUCGUAGUAUAGAGAAGGCCUCAAAAAAUCGAGGCUUCAUUUAAAAGAUUUUUGUUCGGAAUGGUCUUUUUUCAUUAAAAAAAAAUUGGAACUUAACUUAUUCGAAUCUCUUCCUUUACCUUCUUGUCGAGAAAAAAAUCAACCUUCUAACACAGUUUUCAGAAAUAUCCAUGUAAUUAAUGUUUCCAAAUCCUGUUCAAUCCAAACAGAAAAUAAGCAAUCCUAGAGAAAGAUAGUUUUUCGAGCCAUUUGUUUUUUUAUUGAAUAAUCCAGCACUUUUCAAAUCCUCACAAUAGUACUCAAUAUGAAAAAGUCUGUCUUUUGACAAAAAAAUUCUUUUUUUGCCUCAAAAAAAGAGGAAGGUAAAAAAAUAAACUUAUUUCAACCUCCUUUUUGAUAUUUUUAAGACAUAUAAAUUCUGCUCAAAAUUUCAAUACUCUCAAUCUUUUUGCAGGCGAUUUUCUUCGACGAGAUGAAUCUUCUGGAAGUCGCUCCAAACUUUGAGUUCGAGCAACCGUUUCUUACAGAAUGUACCACGCCGGCAUUCGGUACAUUUUUGCGAAUUUCUUUGGGUUCAGAUAAUAUUUGAGUUUCUUUAUAACCAAAGUGUCCUUUUUAUUCCCAAGAAAAUGAAGGAAACACGGAUUGCAGGCCCCGAACGGGACGCUCCAGGCCCGUCGACCAUCUGGGAUGCUCUUUUCGUCGACGACAAAAAACUUGUUAUGCAGAAAGUUGUUCCCAUCCUUGUAUCCAUUUCAAAACAACUUUUUGAAGUUCUACCAAGAACAUUAUGGACCUGUAUACGAAACGGCCAGAAAACGUUACGCCGAGUUUCUUCAUCAACAGAAGGUUUCGACCCAUUUUUAAAAGUUUCCAGCAACGCGUUCUUGCUCGAAAUGUGUGUUUUUGAUUUUUUCAUUUGACGAAAGGUCUAAAAAAAUUUUCUAUUUUUUUCUCUCUUCAACUCCUUGUUUCAGCAAAAACGAGAAGAGACAAAAACAGAUAGAUCCGUCCAUACAGCACAUUCCAUUCGGAAAUGA